Annulohypoxylon truncatum is the source of this 1258-nucleotide messenger RNA. RefSeq lists its product as uncharacterized. The record is from RefSeq and is a predicted model, not a curated record. Bases 144 to 1208 code for a protein of 354 amino acids. The transcript has a single exon. NCBI's taxonomy places the organism in Eukaryota, Fungi, Ascomycota, Sordariomycetes, Xylariales, Hypoxylaceae. Gene Ontology annotation, cellular component: fungal-type vacuole.
CAACACGACAGAGGGAAAACGUCCCUCCGACAUCAUACCAAAUUUACAUCUGAGGAUUUCCAUCGCGAUCGCGCAUCGAAUAUAACGUCGGGAGCCCUUUCGCUUAAUUAUUUCUUCAGCCGCAUUGCGCGAACUCGCCCAUCAUGCGCCCGCAGCCGAUUUUAUUCGCCGUAGCCGCACUGCUGGCUUCCCACGUCAUCGCUCAAGACACGGCAACCAGCACUGAUGAUGCGACAUCGACGGCAGAUACCGCGACGAGCACUGCAACUGACACAGCUGCUACGACGACCGCAGACGCGACGACGACUGCGGACACCAGCACCAAUACAGACACUUCCACCGCGGAGUCAACAACCACUGAUCAGACAUCGACUGACCAAACAACCACAUCCGCUGCUAGCACAACGACGGAUGCGUCAUCAACGACGACCGACAGUGACAGUCUUCCGUCCAUCACCUCCUCGACUUCAUCCACUUACAGUUAUCCGGCCCCUACUGUACCUCCGACGAACAAUGCCCCGUUCAUGCAGCCAACAACUAUGCCAGAAGGCACCGUGUUCAUUGCUGUCGGGGCCAUCUUGGGUGCUUUCGGAGCCGCAGUCUUGAUAUGGCGUGGUGUCGUCGCCUGGCUCCUGCAUCGCAAUGUUAAGAGGGCGGCGUUAGCGCAGCAAGUUGCUAAUGACAAAGCGACCUUCCAGCCGCCUCCAGCUCCCUUCUAUAAGUACACUGAUCAAGCAUCGUCGGCCUCGCUCGGUGGUUCUAUACCAGGCCGAGGAGUGCGGAGAACAACGCGAGGACCUAUCCCUUCAGCUACCCCCAGCCAGUCUAAUCUCUUCUUUUCUCCCACUGCUCCCACGGCAUCCGGCAACGGCAAUCGUGAAUCUCGUUUCCUGCCCUCCGGUUUCUAUGCCGCCGGGGCUGGAUCACCACAGCAAGGUCAUGGUCAUUCUAUCAGCCUGACAAACCUUCGACCGGAUUCGCGUGGCCAUGGACGCCCUCUCGGACACACCCCACCCGAGUCCCCUGGCCUAGCACCCCGUCAAGAUAUGGCGCGGCGGAACAUGAGUACAAGCUCAUUGAAUCUUAACCGGCCACCCAGUGGACGAGCCCCCAGUGCCUUUUUGGAGGACUUGCUAGACGACCCUCAAAACCAAUUCCCACCGCCCGGUCACCCGAACACCUGGAGUCAAGCUCAACCCCGGCAUUAGUUGUCCGGCGAGAGUUCUUUUUCUUCCACGGAGUCUGGCUAUGGAGGUCU